AUGAGUAACAGCACAGCGGGCCACCUUCAACAGGAUGGCGGACACAUGAGCAAUAAGCGCGAGGCGGCAGAGGUGGAUGCAGAGAUGCAGCCGGCGACAAAGCAGCUACGGGCGCCGCAGUACAACUUUGUACGGUACUGCUACCGGCACAACCCGGAUAUCCAGGCGGCGCCGACGCAGGUGCGGUGCGUAAGGCAGGAACAGCAGCGGCGGGAGGAGUGGCAGGCGCGCGUGGGGGAGCUAAGCAGCGAGGGUGAGCGGCAAGUGGUGCAGGAGGCGGUGCGGCUGUUUGACUCGAGCAACGACAAGUUGCGCAAGCUGAUGCUGGAGGGCAUGCUCCUCAAGAGCUGCUUCCCGCAGCUGUCGUUCAUCUCGACACAGCUACAGAAACUGAUCAAGAUAGACUUUAUAUCGGCGCUGCCGGAGGAGGUGGCGCUGAAGAUACUGGGGUACCUGGAUUGCCAGUCGCUGUGUUCAGCGGCUGCGGUAUGCCGGCGCUGGCAGGAACUGGCGGACGACGAUACCGUGUGGUACCACAUGUGCGAGCAACACAUAGACAGGAAGUGCCCGAAGUGCGGCUGGGGCUUGCCGCUGCUGCAUAUGAAGCGGGCGCGGUACAUCAAGUCGGACAAGGCGUCCGCAAGCAAGGGCGAGGGCGAGGACGCGCCGCAGUCCAGGAUGAGGCCAUGGAAGGUGGUUUAUAGAGAAAGGUUCAAGGUGGAAAGCAACUGGCGGAAAGGCAUAUAUAGAAUUCAGGAAUUCAAGGGGCACAUGGACGGCGUGCUCUCGCUGCAGCUCACGAACAAACUGCUUCUCACUGGGUCCUACGACUCCACGGUGGCCAUAUGGGACCUGGCCACGGGCAAGCUGAUCAGACGCCUCUCAGGGCACACAGACGGGGUCAAGGCCCUACGUUUCGACGACCAGAAGCUGAUCACAGGCUCGCUGGACAAGACGAUCCGCGUGUGGAAUUACGUCACCGGCGCCUGUGUCUCCACGUACCGGGGGCACCAAGACUCGGUCCUCAGUGUGGACUCGUUCCGCAAGCUCAUUGUCUCGGGCUCGGCAGACAAGACCGUCAAGGUCUGGCAUGUGGAGUCGCGCACUUGUUACACGCUGCGCGGCCACACCGGGUGGGUCAACUGCGUCAAGCUGCACCCCAAGAGUUUUACAUGCUUCAGCGGCAGCGACGACAUGACCAUACGCAUGUGGGACAUCCGCACCAACACCUGCGUGCGCGUCUUUCACGGGCACGUCGGCCAGGUCCAGAAGGUCAUUCCCCUCACCCUCGGCAGCGAUCUCAUCGAGGACCCGAAGGACGCCGUCGUCCCGCCGGACGCCACCGCCCCGGCGCACGACCCCAGCGUUCAGGCAGCCAACUUCGACCACUCGCUCCCCUACCCGACCCACCUGCUCAGCUGCUCGCUGGAUAACACGAUAAAGCUGUGGAACGUCAAGACCGGCGCCUGCAUCCGCACGCAGUUCGGUCAUGUCGAAGGCGUCUGGGACAUCGCGGCCGACAACUUCCGCAUUGUCAGCGGCUCACACGACCGCAGCUGCAAGGUUUGGGAUCUGCAGACGGGCAAGUGCAUGCACACUUUCGUGGGUAUUCAUGCCCCCGUCGCCUGCGUCGGCAUCGGCGACAGCGAAUUUGUGAGCGGCGACGAGCUCGGCUGCGUCAAACUCUACAACUUCGACACUACGUAG
Messenger RNA from Eremothecium gossypii ATCC 10895, 1707 nucleotides. RefSeq names its product ubiquitin-binding SDF ubiquitin ligase complex subunit MET30 (gene MET30). The record is from RefSeq and is marked provisional. Gene Ontology annotation, molecular function: protein binding. The transcript has a single exon. Bases 1 to 1707 code for a protein of 568 amino acids. Lineage: Eukaryota; Fungi; Ascomycota; Saccharomycetes; Saccharomycetales; Saccharomycetaceae.